Diorhabda carinulata is the source of this 5114-nucleotide messenger RNA. It is a transcript of the gene arr, whose product is annotated as low-density lipoprotein receptor-related protein 6. The transcript has 18 exons. Lineage: Eukaryota; Metazoa; Arthropoda; Insecta; Coleoptera; Chrysomelidae. The record is from RefSeq and is a predicted model, not a curated record. The coding region runs from base 240 to 5009 and encodes 1589 amino acids. Gene Ontology annotation, molecular function: protein binding.
ACGGUUAUCCUCUGAACUAUCCUAUGUCUUCCAUUUUUGUUUUGUUGUGUUUUGGUACGUCUCGUUUCGCGUCCAGUUGUGUUUGUACAGUUUUUUUUAUACAAAUGCUGGAUACUGUUAUAAUUAAAUACCAUAUAUUUUUCUGUGCUUAUGAAAUUCAAAGUUUGAAAACCAUCGGUUUACCUUUUUAAUUCAAAGAUGUAAACAAAAUGUAGGAAUGUUCGACGGGGUGCCUUCAAAUGUUUCGAUAUUCUUAUAUUUUGCUGUCCGCUGUAGUUUGUGUGAUAGUAACUUCAUUUUGCCAAGGAAAUGAAACCCCUUUACUGUUAUACUCCACUGUAUAUGAAAUACGCCUAGUUAAUUCUUCUAGAGCUUACAAACCAGAAAUCAUAUUUAAAAAUACAAAAAACUCAACAUCAUACAUAUCAACAUUUGAUUACCAUUAUGCACUUAGAAAAAUAUUUUGGGGUGACCAUGAGAACGAAAGUAUUUUCAGUAUCAACUACUAUUCAAAAGGAAAUGCUUCUAAUAAAGUAGAAAUUAUUAAUGAUGUUAUAACACCAGAUGGUUUAGCUUGUGAUUGGAUAACAAAUAAAUUAUAUUGGACAGAUAGUGAAACAAAUAGAAUUGAAGUAGCCACCAUUGAAGGAAAAUACAGAAAAGUUUUAUUCUGGACUGAUAUUGAUCAACCACGAGCAAUUGCAUUAGUUCCGUCUGCAGGCUUUAUAUUUUGGACAGACUGGGGUGAAUUUCCAAAAAUUGAAAGAGCAAGUUUAGAUGGUAAUCCAAUUUCAAGAAAAGUGAUUGUUUCUGAUUACAUAUUUUGGCCAAAUGGAUUGACUAUUGAUUUGAAAUCAAGCUGUGUAUACUGGACUGAUGGCAAACUAAAUUUUAUUAAAAAAAUGGAUUAUGAUGGAAAAAAUUUGGUAACAGUCUUAGCAAAAAGAUCUGGAUAUCCAUUUGCUUUGACCCAAUUCGACACCAAGUUAUAUUGGACUGAUUGGGAUCCAGGAGCGAUCCAUUAUUUUGAUACAGCAGGUCAACAAAAACAACCUACAGAACUACUACCAGUGCAAAACCCUAUGGCGAUACAUGUGUGGGAUUCUCGACAUCAACCAAAUAUUUCUAGCCCAUGUCAAACAAAUAAUGGAGGAUGUUCUCAUUUAUGUCUUCUGUCUCAAUAUCCACCAAAGUACUCCUGUGCUUGUCCAAUUGGUUAUAAAUUAAUGGAUAAUUUAACUUGCUAUGAUAAGCCACAGGAAUUAUUGUUAUUAGCAAAAAGACCUGAAAUUCGAUUGAUAUAUUUAGAUUCCCCGGAAUAUAGUUCAAGUGCUUUACCACUUGAUGUAAAAUAUUCAAUAGCAGUCGAUUUUGAUCCAGUUGAGAACUACAUUUAUUGGUCAGAUGAUGAAGUUAGGAAAAUUCAGAAAGCAAAAUUAGAUGGUACAGACCAACAGAACGUUGUAUGGAGUGACAUAGAACACCCUGAUGGAAUUGCUUUAGAUUGGAUUGCAAGGAAUAUAUAUUGGACUGAUGCUGGAACUGAUAGGAUAGAAGUUGCCACUCUUGUCAGAGGAUAUAGGAAAGUUAUUAUUAUGGAUAAAUUAUUUGACCCAAGAGGUAUUGCAGUGGCACCGGAAUUGGGCUGGGUAUUUUGGUCAGAUUGGAAUGAAAGAGAACCAAAAAUAGAGCGAUCCAAUCUUGAUGGUUCAGAAAGGCUACAAAUAGUUACCGAAGGAAUAGGAUGGCCAAAUGGUAUAACACUGGAUGUUAAAAUGAGAAAAAUAUAUUGGGGUGAUGCUAAAUUAGACAAAAUUGAAUAUGCAAAUAUGGAUGGAACUAACAGAAGAGAACUUAUAAAUGAUAAUGUGCCUCAUGUAUUUGGUUUCACUUUGAUGAAUGAUUAUAUUUAUUGGACUGAUUGGCAGCGAAGAGCUAUCGAUAGAGCUAAUAAAGAAACAGGAAGUGACAGAGAAGUAAUUGUUGAUCAAAUGGAAAAUGUUAUGGGGCUUAGAGCUAUAAAUUUGAAUGCCUCCAUAGGUUGGAACUUGUGUAAAGAUAAUAAUGGUAAUUGCUCACAACUGUGCCUUUACAAACACAAUCAAGAAAGAAUAUGUGCUUGUCAAAUAGACCAUGAAUUAAAAAAAGAUGGAAAAACUUGUGUGAAGCCAAAAGCAUUUUUGUUAUAUUCAAAACGAACUAAUAUAGGUAGAAUUGGAAUUGAAAAUGAACAUUAUGAAAUUACGAUUCCAAUAGCAGGCAUAAAGCAUGCUAGUGCCAUUGACUUUGAUACAAAUACAAUGCGUAUUUAUUGGAGUGAUAGCAAACUUCGCAGUAUAAUGAGAGCAUUUUUGAAUGGUUCUGAUAUCCAGAAAGUUAUAGAUUUAGGUUUAACAUCCCCGGAAGGCAUAGCUGUUGAUUGGUUAGGGUUAAAUAUAUACUGGACAGAUCCAGUGUCUCAUAGAAUCGAAGUUUCUAGACUUAUGGGUAGAAGUAGACGUACUUUGUUAUGGAAUGAAGCUUAUGAACCUCACAGUAUUGUUGUAGAUCCUGAGGAAGGAUAUAUUUAUUGGUCUGAAUGGGGCUCUACAAAUUCAAUUAAAAAGGCCGCUAUGGAUGGAAAAAAUCAGUCUAAACUCAUAUCAACUGAUAAACCCGCCAACAGCCUUACAUUGGAUUAUGAUAAGAAACGAUUGUACUGGACCGAACGAGAGACUCCUGCUAUUAUGUCGUCUGAUUUAAAUGGAAAUGAUCAGAAGAUCAUUUUCAAGGAAAAUACUUUUGAACCUGUAGGUUUGACACUCUACAAAGAUCUGAUUUAUUGGAGUGACAAUAAAACAGGUGAAGUGUUUCGUGCAAACAAAACCGAUGGUUCGAAUAAAGUAAGAAUUAAUAAAAUUGAGGGCGUAACUGAUUUAUUGGUACAUUACCAAUAUAAAAAUAGAAAUACAAAUCAGUGUGCCACAAGUAAUGGUGGUUGUUCUCAUCUAUGUCUUGCACUACCACCGAAAGUGGAUGAAGAACAAACAGGUUACACAUGUGCAUGUCCAAACCAUUAUACAUUGAAUCAAAAAGAAUGUAUACCUCCUAUUAAUUUCAUGAUAUUUAGUUUAAGAAACUUAAUAGUUAGGUUAGUUCCUGAUACAUCUGAUUGCCCAGAAGCAGUUUUACCAAUACAAGGUUUGAAAGCAGUAAAGGCAAUAGAUUAUGACCAAAGAACAAAUUAUUUAUACUGGAUUGAUAGUAAAUCUCGAUCGAUAAAAAAAUCGGAAGCAACGGAACAAAAAAUGGAGAGUGGAAAACCAAAAACUGAUAUGAAUAUUGUUUCAAGUCAUAAAGAAAUACAACCAUUUGACAUUGCUCUAGAUCCAGUGGGUAGAUUGCUGUUUUGGACUUGUGAAAUAAAUGACGUUAUUAAUGUCACAUACUUGGAAAAUCAAAAUUCGUUUGGCAAUUUGGAAAAAAGAGAAAAAGAAAAACCACGUCUUAUUGCACUACAUGUAGAUAAAAGGUUACUAUUCUAUACAGAUGUUGGUAAAACCCCUCAACUAGUACGUGUACGGUUAGAUGGCUCCCAUAGAAUAGUUAUUACUAAAGCAAGUAACAUAACUGCUAUAGCAGUUGAUACAGAAAAUGAUCUCAUUGUUUGGGCACAAGGACAUGGUAUUUACAUCAGUAAUAUUGAUGGAGAAAAUCAGCAUGUAGUACUGAAUGAAAGUAACUCUAUAAUAACCCAACUAACAGUCCAUCUAGGUUUCUUGUACUGGAUUGACAAAGAAUUAGAUCAACUGCAAAGGAUUGAAAUAUUAUCAGGAAAAUCUCGUUCAACUUUACCAAUACAAGCAACACAUAUACUUGAUUUGAUCUCUGUGAAAAAUUACACUGAAAACCUUUGCUCUAAAGUUACUCACAAGUGUUCGCAUUUCUGUAUUCAUAAUAGUACUUCAUUAAUAUGCGCAUGUCCCCAUGGAAAAAUCCUUAACGAUGAUAAGAGAACUUGCGUGGUACCUCCACAUUGUGGUGAUGAUAGAUUCACAUGCAACAUGCCGGAAAAGGACAAAACAGAGUGUAUACCAAUUGCAUGGAAGUGUGACCGUCAAAAAGAUUGUGGAGAUGGUUCAGAUGAAGCAGAUUGCCCAAAAUGUCUUCCUGAUCAAUUUCGUUGUUUAAAUGGGGAAUGCAUCGACAAAAAGAAUUACUGUGAUAAUUAUCCGCAUUGUAGAGACAGAUCAGAUGAAAAGAAUUGUUGUGAAAAUGGUUAUCAGUGUCCUCAAACUGAAGUGUGCCUUCCAUCAUCCUUAGUCUGCGACGGUAAUGAAAACUGUGCAGAUGGAUCUGAUGAAAAAGAUUGCAAAGCAUCUGGAAAACCCGUUGCUUAUACAGUUAUAUUAUCUGUUUUAGCUUGUAUAUUCGUUUUUGUCAUAGUUUCAGUAUUGUUAUUCAGAAAAAGGCUUUUGCCAAGAGAUGAAGAAGUGAACGAUCAAAUGGAAUCUUUAAAUCCGAUGCAUCCAAAUGCUACUGGAAAUUUGAAAUAUCGCAAAGGCAUACCAGACAUUGUUCGAAUGUCAAUGUUAAAUGAUAGUGGUUGCCCGUCAUCGUUUGAUCGAAGGCAUGUUACAGGUGCAUCUAGUAGCUCAAAUACUAAUGGUUCCAGUGUUACUGGAUAUCCAUGUGAGACUCUUAAUCCUCCACCUAGUCCUGCUACCACAGCUGCUUCCACAAGAGGAAGUAGUCCUUCUCGGUACCGACCUUAUCGCCAUUAUCGUUCCAUAAAUCAACCUCCACCACCAACUCCUUGUACCACAGAUAUAAACGACGAGAGUGACUACAACUACCCCUCAAGAGGUCGGUAUGAUGGUGGUCCAUUUCCACCUCCACCAACCCCAAGAUCAGUGUGCCAUCAAGAAAGUUGUCCUCCUUCACCUAGCUCACGUUCGUCUACCUAUUUCAGUCCUCUUCCCCCUCCUCCGUCACCUGUUGCUUCGCCUAAAGGAGGUUAUGAUUCAUGACAUAAGAUUUUAAAAUUUUUGUUGAGACUAAUGUGUAAAAAAAGUAUGUAAUUUUAUAUUUGACACUAUUGCUACAGUUAUACAUAUAUAUUUAAUUAUUGUUAA